Engraulis encrasicolus (European anchovy) is the source of this 2206-nucleotide messenger RNA. It is a transcript of the gene uap1l1, whose product is annotated as UDP-N-acetylglucosamine pyrophosphorylase 1, like 1. Gene Ontology annotation, biological process: UDP-N-acetylglucosamine biosynthetic process. The transcript has 9 exons. Gene Ontology annotation, molecular function: UDP-N-acetylglucosamine diphosphorylase activity. Bases 363 to 1859 code for a protein of 498 amino acids. Lineage: Eukaryota; Metazoa; Chordata; Actinopteri; Clupeiformes; Engraulidae. The record is from RefSeq and is a predicted model, not a curated record.
AGUUAGCUCCUGAGAUGUAUCUUUUCUGUCUUCUGUAUUUGUGCAUUUCAUAGACUUUUUGAAAGCAGCAAGUUCACAAAUAUGACUGAAUCAGCUUCUUUUGUUCAUCCAAUGCUGUGCACUAUUUGAGAGUGUGCCUUGUGGUGUUUGGGCACGUUAUGUUUACAGAGGCAAUAAUAGCACAUCACAAGACACACAGUUACUUUGGUUAUGUCUACGAAACAGUCACGGGUUGCAAUUCAGUGGGAAAUGUAACAAAGUGUCACGUCAGGUGAGAUUCCGAGUGGGAGGAAGAGGUUGACUGCUUUGCAUGUCUAUAGUGAUACAUUCUGUCCAUUUGGGUUUAAAACGCAUGUGAAAGGAUGUCGUUCGAAGAGAUAAAGUCGCGACUGGAGUCUGCAGGUCAGGCUCAUGUUUUGAAGUACUGGUCCGAGUUGUCUUCUCAAGAAAGGGAGACCUUUCUGGCCGAGCUGUCUCAACUGGAACUUGGAGAGUUGCAGGAGCACUGUCGUGCCGCAGCCGAGGCUGCCAAGAGCCAGUCGACCUCAGACGAUUUACUGGACCAUCGAAUGGAACCGGUGCCCCCCGAAUUUAUCGGUAGUGUGAAGAAAACGGACCAAAACACCUUGACAGCCUGGGAGAAUGAAGGGUUUUUGCAGAUUUCCCAAAACAGAGUGGCAGUGUUACUGCUGGCUGGAGGACAAGGGACCAGGUUGGGUGUGCCUUACCCGAAGGGAAUGUACAGUGUCGGGCUUCCCAGUGGGAAAACCUUGUACCAAAUACAGGCAGAGAGGAUCCAAAGAGUGCAACAGCUGGCAAACCAAAAGCACAACUCAAAGUGCACUGUACCAUGGUACAUCAUGACAAGCGAGUUUACUCUGGAACCAACAGAGAAGUUCUUCAAAGACAACAACUUCUUUGGCCUGAACCCCUCUGACGUGAUCAUGUUUGAGCAGAGGAUGAUUCCCGCUGUGAGUUUUGAUGGGAAGGUCAUCUUGGAGAAGAAGGGCAAGCUUGCCAUGGCCCCAGAUGGCAAUGGAGGUCUCUAUCAGGCUCUUGUGGACAAUAAAGUCUUAGAGGAUAUGGAGAAGAGAGGCGUGGAGUACCUCCAUGUGUACUGCGUUGACAACAUCCUUGUCAAGAUGGCAGAUCCUGCUUUCAUCGGCUUCUGUGUACAGAAGGGAGCAGAAUGUGGAGCCAAGGUGGUGGAGAAGGCGUACCCAGCGGAGCCGGUGGGGGUGGUGUGCCGGGUGGCAGGAGUGUACCAGGUGGUGGAGUACAGUGAGAUCAGACCUGAGACAGCAGAGCUCCGGGCUCCAGGAGGGGAGCUACUCUACACCGCUGGAAACAUCUGCAAUCACUUCUUCACACGAGACUUCCUGAAGCACAUAGCCCAGAACUGCCGGGGACAGCUGAAGCAACACGUAGCCCUGAAGAAGGUUCCAUAUGUGGACGAGGAGGGAAACCAGGUGAAGCCAACCAAAGCCAACGGAAUCAAAAUGGAGAAGUUUGUCUUUGACGUCUUCCAGUUCUCACGAAAGUUUGUGGCGUUCGAGGUAUUGAGGGAGGAGGAGUUCUCGCCCCUGAAGAAUGCUGACGGCGUGCCCCUUGACACCCCCACCACGGCCAGGCGCUCUCUCCUGGCUCAGCACUACCGCUGGGCCCUGGCAGCCGGAGCCUGCUUCCUCAACAGCAGCGGACAGGCCAUCCCUCCAAAACACAGCCUGGCGCGUGAUGAAGAGCCGCCCGCGGUGUGUGAGAUAUCGCCACUGCUCUCCUACUUCGGUGAGGGACUGGAGUCCAUGUUGAAAGGGAAGGAGUUGACGUCUCCUCUUGUCCUUGAUGGGAACCAGGCUUGAGGGAUAUCCAAUGUUCGACGAUGAAUGACAUCAGACCAAAUCACCAUUAACUAUGAGGACAAUUGCUUGAGCCUUGUUUCCUGUCCUGACACUUACAGGGUUGAUGGCGGUCUUAGAUGAACUAUGAAAGGAUGAUGUAGUUAAGUAGUAUUAUUAAAAAAGCUAUAGUCUAUUAUUUUUACAUAUCCAUGUAUGUUUUCUACACAGCCAGUUUUGAUAAAUCAAUUUUGUACUCCUGAAUAAAACUAUGUAUUAUGUGAAUAAUAAUACCACAUUAUGGUAACAUAUUGGAGCUGCUCAAAUCAAAUGCUGUAAUGUGGCUCAGUCAAUAAAGCUCUUUUUGAUUA